UCUGCAGGUGGGCGUUUGUAGCAGACGAGUCAUUUCUGUUCGCUCGUGUGUUCGAAUCUCCACCGAUCCGCGCGUUGUCGCUCAAGAUGUUCCCCUUCGUUAUACUUCUCUUGUCAGGACGAGCAUUGGGUGACGUUAAGGAAUGGAUGCCCGACACCCGGUAUUCCAAUCCGUCAAAUUGGGACGGCGGUCAAGUACCUUGCGCUGCUCAACAGGCUCUUCUAAAGGGAGCCGUCAAUAUGUCUGUUCUUCUCGACUCCCAAGUGGACGUCAACGGCAUGGUGCUGCCUGAAAACGGAGAACUGGUUCUGGCCAACGGAGCAUCCAUUACGGUCCACACUUCAACGCCGCCUCGUCGCAUGUCCCAGAAGUGUGAGGAACAGAGCACAACGAACCCUACCGUCCAGUACGUGGCUGGCGAGCGUGUCCAUUGGUACGGCGCAGACAACUGGCGACUCAAGAGCUCUUCUAGGCUGCACAGAGCGACCGCGGAUGACGCCGCCAUCCCCCUUGCUGUGCCUGACUCCGAACGCGUCCCCUGCUCUGGGGAUCACGUCGUAUUCCACGACAGGAACUUCCACGUCAACACGGAUGAACUGGUGCCUCUUGUACGGUCUAUCCAAAUAGGGGGACAGAUCUACGACGCUGAAAGCUUGUCGAGACUGCGACUGACAACUGCUGGACGCCUUAUGGUUGAAGGAGACAUUCAGACGUCAGAUACGGAAUGUCAAGACGGCUGCAUCUGCGGCAACGACAAUGAGGACGCCAUGGCUCGCAUCUGUAUUCAAAGAGCACCGAAUUGCCCAUUGGAGUUUCCCUGUGCUGAUCCUGUCGUCCCACUUAGCAGCUGUUGUUCCAUGUGUGGAUCCUUCCUGGUACUUCGACCACAAAGUGAUGGCUUUCGGUUCGAAGACAUCGUACAACUCGUCACCGCUCGUGUUCUUCAGCCACAGUUUGACAACCAAGUGCAAACGUACGUCCACAAGACCUCCGACGGCCGCGUUCAGAUCGUCCUUGCAGACGUGCAGACGGCAACUGGGAGACCCGAAGCUCAUGCUCUGGCCAGGGAGCUCUACAAUGUCCUCAUGGGAGAAGGAAAAUCACGUUACGCUGUGUCCAGUGCCAACCUAACUGGAAGCACCGCUUGGACCGGCGCUGGAGAAUUCGCAUUAACAGCUGUAGGAAGCAAUCUACCGCUCAUUCUCGGCCUGCUCUUCGCCAUUCUCAUCAUAGCAGGCUUGGUUGUUGCAUAUUGGUUCUUGCGCAAGCGCCAUUUCAGUUUCAAAGGCCACCCCGUCAUUCCGUGGGCAAGAUUCGACGAAGGCCGAGUGGAGCUUGAACUAGGGACUACACCACACGAAGAGCUCGUGCCGACGGGGUUUGCGAACCCGUUAACGUCUCCAUUCAAGGUUUUCCCAGAGUACGGGCCAGAUGAAAACGAGAGUGGAACAUUCUCGAACCCAGUGUUUGAUGCUGCAGAGCGGGAAGCCGCAGAAGGAGGUGCCGAAUCCCAGAGUUCCAAGCCUGGAGCCUCAGAGGGGACAAAAUAAAAUGUACACUAA
This is a messenger RNA of Ornithodoros turicata, 1562 nucleotides long. RefSeq names its product protein amnionless-like (gene Amnionless). The record is from RefSeq and is a predicted model, not a curated record. The coding region runs from base 87 to 1550 and encodes 487 amino acids. Lineage: Eukaryota; Metazoa; Arthropoda; Arachnida; Ixodida; Argasidae. Gene Ontology annotation, cellular component: apical plasma membrane; endocytic vesicle. Gene Ontology annotation, biological process: intracellular protein localization; receptor-mediated endocytosis. The transcript is spliced from 12 exons.